AUGGAGACUCCGUGUAGCUGCUGUCUGUUGCGUCCCGCGGACAAGGACCUGCAGACGCCGUACACCCGGCUCGGCGCGCCCGAGAUCUACUCGCACAUGCUACGAGAAUGCUUCGGCAUUUACUUGAAACUGAGUUGUGAUGGCUCAUACGGAAUCUGCUUGGUGUGUUUGGGCCGUCUGCGUGAUGCAAGUGACUUUAAACUGCAAGUGCAGCAUACUCAGGCGGAACUGCAGGCCCGGCUGCAGGGAGGGGUGCAUGUUAAAGAAGAAGAAUUAGCAGUGGAAUUGGAAACGGAGGACGAAGCUGACGCCAGUGACGAGCCGGUGUUGAUUGAAUUAGACGUCGCCGCUGAAGCGAGGACAGAGCCGGUGCUGUUUGUGUCCGCCCGCGCGCGGGAACAGCUCGCGCAGGCUUGCCGCGUGAGGCUCGAGCGCCUCCGCGACUCCCCGCGCGCGAGCCAGCCGCGUCCCGCGACACCACACCGCGCGCCGAGCCCCGCCCGCAGCGUGCAGGACGCGCCUCACACACCCGCCGCCGGCGCCGACCCACAACCCUACACCUGCGACACUUGCCAGACACACUUCACAGACAAGUCCACAUUAAUCACACAUAUACAGAACCAUACCACACGAACAGACGAGAGUGAAAAAGUCUUGGUUGGACAUGAUGGAAAGAAACCAUAUGUAUGUAAAGUUUGUAACAAACGGUUUGCAUAUAGAGGGGGUUUAAAUACUCAUAAGAAAAUUCACAGUGGAGUGAAACCAUACGUAUGUAAGGUUUGUAAUAAGCGGUUUACACAAAACGGGCAUUUAAAAAGACAUUUGGCAAGUCACAGUGGAGUGAAGCCAUACGUAUGUAAGGUUUGUAGUAAGCGAUUCACACAAAAACAGUCGUUACAUUAUCAUGAGAAUAUUCACAGUGAAGUGAAACCAUACUCGUGUAAGGUUUGUAACAAGGGGUUUAUACGAAUAGGGCAUUUAAAAACACAUGAGAAUUAUCACCGUGGAGUCAAACCAUACAUAUGUAAGGUUUGUAACAAACGGUUCACACGUAGCGAGGGUUUAAAUUACCAUGAGAAAACUCACAGUGGAGUCAAACCAUACAAAUGCAGAGACUGUAACAUGCAAUUUACAGCAAAAACUAAUUUAGAUCGUCAUGAGAGAACAUUACACAGGGGAGUGAAAGCAUACAUAUGUAAGGUUUGUAGCAAGCGAUUCGCAUCAAAACCGUCCUUACAUUCCCAUGAGAAUAUUCACAGUGGAGUGAAACCAUACGCGUGUAAGGUUUGUAACAAGCGAUUUGCACAUAGAGGGGGUUUAAAUAACCAUGAGAAAACUCACAGUGGAGUCAAACCAUACGUAUGUAAGGUUUGUAGUAAGCGAUUCACAAGAAAACAGUUAUUACAUUCCCAUGAGAAUAUUCACAGUGGAGUCAAACCAUUCGUAUGUAAGAUUUGUAGUAAGCGAUUCACAACAAAACAGUCAUUACAUUGCCAUGAGAAUAUUCACAGUGGAGUCAAACCAUACACAUGUAAGGUUUGUAACAAGCGGUUUACACAAAGACAGAGUUUAAAAACACACGAGAGAACUCACAGUGGAGUCAAAUCAUACAAAUGUAGAGAAUGUAACAAGCUAUUUACAACAAAAAGUAAUUUAAAUCGUCAUGAGAGAAUACACAAUGGAGUGAAACCAUACAGUUGUGAGGAAUGUAAUGAAGGAUUUACAAGCAAAGAUAAUUUAGAUGCACACAGAAGAAGAGCCCACAAUGGUACCACGCCAUACAAAGGCUUAGGCUGGACACAAAAAGGGACUUUAGAAAAUAAUACAACAACUCAACACAGCUAUGAAGAAAGUGACAAACAUUUAAAUGAAAUGAGUUCAGAUGCGCAUGUUGGAGUGAAACCGUACAGUUGUGAGGAAUGUAACAACAAGUUUACAUCACAGUGUGAGUUAGAGAGACAUAAAAGAAUCCACACCGGUGAGGAGUCGUACGAGUGCGAGAUAUGUGAAUCUUUAUUUUUUGAUGAAGCCAGUUUAAUAACACAUGUUAAUACUCACACGACCAAAAUAGUAAAGUCUUGAUAAGUUGGUUCUUAAAGUCGUUAGACAACUCCGUAUAAUGGGGUCAGUUAACCUAGUGAUCUGUUGGUCUAGUUGGAAGUAAAAUCUAAACAAACAUGCCAUUAGUUUGUUAGCUGACACAGGUGCCGCUGCACUGAGCUGUACGUUUCGUGGUUCCCGAAUUGAGCGCCAUGUUCUGACAACCACACCUGCCGCAUAAUACACGGAGCGGAACCUACACCACCAUCUAACUUUUCAAGUUCGAAGCACAAAUGUAUUUUAGGCUUUACAUCGAUACAAUUAUUUGUUUAGUUAUUUAUUAGGAUCACCAACAGAAGAUAAAAUUUACAUACUAAAUGGGCACAUUUAUUAUUGAUCCGCCACGUAAGGCUACUUUAGGUCUUUCAUUGUACUACAUAGUGCAGGAUUAAGACAUUUCGAUGCCCUAAAUUAUUCGGGCCCAAUGCCGCACCAUAGCACCACCCCUCUGACCGGGCACAUUUCUGAGAUUGCGGAAUCCGGCACUGAUAACACUUAGAUAUAAUGUAGCGUAUUCCUGCACCUGCGCAGCUCACAUUGUGUACGUACGCUGCUGACGCUCGCUCGCUGUGUGCCAGUGUGCAUAUAUAUUAUGUAUACUUCAUUAUUGCGCGCUUUGGUUUGAUUUGGCGCGCAUACCACAUGUUACACUACAUGUAACUUAUCGCAUUAAGUGAAGUAUGUUAGUUUGGGUGCGGCAGGGUGUAUGGACUGUAAUCUUUGUUUACUAAUGGAUUUAAAAUAAUAUUGAAUCUCUAAGACCAUAGGUUAUAGGACUUAAAGGAGAAGAUGUAAUGUAAAAACAAGUCUGUUAAUUUUAUUCACUGAAGUGUUAUCUACCGCUCCAUAGAAUUCAACUGUCAUAGACUGUUACCUAACAAUGAUUAAUUAAUUAACUGUUAUAGUGACCAUUGUACCUAAUCUAAUAUUGAUUAGACAUCUUGUAGCUCACAAGAGCAACGUGUUUUAUAUUUCAUCAAUUUCGUGCGUUGGGCCGCUUUUAUUUUUCGUGUGUGUGUGAGUUUACUCGACGCCAUGUUUGUGUAUGAACCUAUUGAAAUUACUUUAUAAUGUGCCUCAUCGAAAUAAAACUGGGAUAACU
This is a messenger RNA of Cydia fagiglandana, 3202 nucleotides long. RefSeq names its product zinc finger protein 883-like. The transcript has 4 exons. Gene Ontology annotation, biological process: regulation of transcription by RNA polymerase II. NCBI's taxonomy places the organism in Eukaryota, Metazoa, Arthropoda, Insecta, Lepidoptera, Tortricidae. Bases 1 to 2082 code for a protein of 693 amino acids. The record is from RefSeq and is a predicted model, not a curated record. Gene Ontology annotation, molecular function: DNA-binding transcription factor activity; RNA polymerase II cis-regulatory region sequence-specific DNA binding.